CGGAUCUCCAGCAAUCAAUUGCAGUCUGACCAGUCACCGCGCGAAUCACGGAGAUUGGCAUUUCCGCUAUCCAAUCGCAGCGCGGUGCGCCCGGAGCUGGGUAAGAUGGCGGCGCGGUGAGGGGAACGUGCAGGCUCCGGUGCUGCCGCUCUCCGAUGUUUUUUAGGACAUUCCUGAGGAAUUCUGCUGCCCUCCCCGGGCCGUUCUGAUCGCGCCUACUCCUCUCAGAGCCUCGGAGAUGUCGCUGCGUGCCGUGCUCAGGGCCGCCGCCUCGCUGCCGCGCUGCACCCCGUCCCUGCUCAUGCCGCCGCCUCCUCCCUGUGCCCCGUGCUGCCCCAUGGCCACCCUGAACCAGAUGCACCGGCAGGGCCGCCCCGCGCCGCCUCCCCGCCAGCCGGGCGCCACGCUGGGCCGGCCGCAGCUCAAGGCCGUGGUGCUCAAGAACCUGAUCCGCAAGCCCAAGAAGCCCAACUCGGCCAACCGGCGCUGCGUGCGCGUGCGGCUGAGCUCGGGCCGCGAGGCUGUGGCCUUCGUGCCCGGCGAGGGCCACAACCUGCAGGAGCACCAUGUGGUGCUGGUGCAGGGCGGGCGCACGCAGGACCUGCCCGGCGUCAAGCUGACCGUGGUGCGCGGCAAGCACGACUGCGCGCACGUACAGCCCAAGAAAUGAGGGGGAGACCCCUGACUGUGCCCACGUGCAGGCCAGGAAAUGAGGGGGGGGAUCCCCAUGAUGCUGGGGGGGCUGGGAGGGGUGACCCCGGGCCGGGGAUGGACCUGGCUUGGGUGGGUAAAAUUCAGAAAAUUCAGAUUAAAGCGUUCUGGUGGUGA
Molecule: messenger RNA, 828 nt
Organism: Agelaius phoeniceus (red-winged blackbird)
Lineage: Eukaryota; Metazoa; Chordata; Aves; Passeriformes; Icteridae
Gene: MRPS12
Product: mitochondrial ribosomal protein S12
Biological process (GO): translation
Cellular component (GO): ribosome; small ribosomal subunit
Molecular function (GO): structural constituent of ribosome
Source: RefSeq, a predicted model, not a curated record